Molecule: messenger RNA, 1373 nt
Organism: Sebastes umbrosus (honeycomb rockfish)
Lineage: Eukaryota; Metazoa; Chordata; Actinopteri; Perciformes; Sebastidae
Gene: ctsl.1
Product: cathepsin L.1
Exons: 9
Coding region: 139-1140 (333 amino acids)
Biological process (GO): immune response
Cellular component (GO): lysosome
Molecular function (GO): cysteine-type endopeptidase activity
Source: RefSeq, a predicted model, not a curated record
UGACAGCCACCUGACUGGAGGUACUGCAAGUCAUAACUGUAGGCAGCUAUAUAAGAACGUCUCUCUGACACAGCCCUGCAUCACUUUCAGGUGGAUAUACCUCUGACUUCACAUCACACCGACAUAGACAUAGUCAGGAUGAAGCUGUUGUUGGUUGCUGCUGCUCUGGCCGUGGCCAGCUGUGCCAGCAUCUCGCUGGAAGACCUGGAGUUCCACGCCUGGAAACUCAAGUUUGUAAGGUCCUACCACUCUCCGGCAGAGGAGGCUCACCGCAGGGAAAUCUGGCUCAGCAACCGCAAGCUGGUGCUGGUGCACAACAUCAUGGCCGAUCAGGGCAUCAAGUCCUACCGCCUCGGAAUGACCUACUUUGCUGACAUGGAAAAUGAGGAGUACAAACGCCUGAUCUCCCAGGGCUGCCUGGGCUCCUUCAACGCUUCUCUGCCUCGCCGCGGCUCUACUUUCCUGCGGCUGCCUGAGGGAACUGAUCUGCCCAACACCGUUGACUGGAGGGACAAGGGAUACGUCACUGAUGUCAAGGAUCAGAAGCAGUGUGGCUCCUGCUGGGCCUUCAGUACUACUGGCUCGCUGGAAGGUCAGACCUUCAGGAAGACGAGCAAGCUGGUGUCUCUGAGCGAGCAGCAGCUGGUCGACUGCUCCGGCGACUAUGGCAACGAGGGUUGCAUGGGAGGCCUGAUGGACAACGCCUUCAGGUACAUCGUGGCCAACGGAGGGAUAGACACAGAGGACUCCUACCCUUAUGAGGCUGAGGAUGGUAAGUGCCGUUACAACCCUGACACUAUCGGCGCCACGUGCACAGGCUUCGUUGAUGUGAAACAAGGUGACGAGGACGCCCUGAAGGAGGCCGUGGCCACCAUCGGACCCGUGUCUGUGGCCAUCGAUGCUUCUCACUCGUCCUUCCAGCUGUAUGAAUCAGGAGUGUAUGAUGAGCCAGAGUGCAGCCCCUCAGAGUUGGACCACGGUGUACUGGCUGUGGGUUACGGCAGCGACGGCGGACAUGACUACUGGCUGGUCAAGAACAGCUGGGGUCUGGGAUGGGGAGACAAGGGAUACAUCAUGAUGACCAGGAACAAACACAACCAGUGUGGCAUUGCUACAGCAUCCAGCUACCCCCUGGUCUAAGCAGGUCCAGGACUUUCCUCAGUGAGGAGGAGAAAAGUGAUGCAUAAUUUACUUUAAUUUAAUAAAGAAACUGAGUUAAGGAACAAGAUGUCCUUUUGUUGUUCCACGGACGUUAGUGGAGUCUGUCUGCACUUUUAAUAGAAUAACAUUUUUAUGAAGAUUGUAAAUAAAUGUAAAGACAUAAACUGUUUUACAUGGAGAAAUUAAAAAAAUAAACAUUUUUGUGUUUAUAA